Molecule: messenger RNA, 6418 nt
Organism: Eufriesea mexicana
Lineage: Eukaryota; Metazoa; Arthropoda; Insecta; Hymenoptera; Apidae
Exons: 18
Coding region: 18-5447 (1809 amino acids)
Biological process (GO): regulation of transcription by RNA polymerase II
Cellular component (GO): nucleus
Molecular function (GO): DNA-binding transcription factor activity, RNA polymerase II-specific; zinc ion binding; RNA polymerase II cis-regulatory region sequence-specific DNA binding
Source: RefSeq, a predicted model, not a curated record
ACUAUCCCCGCCAAAUCAUGAACAAGGUGGAUGAUCGAGUCAGGUCGCCAGGUACAUCACGAUGUUUAACCACCACCAUGUCGCUCUCAAUUUCCCCCUCGAGCCCUGAGGAACCUGUCACGCUGGUGGAACUGACCAGCGUGCCAGGUGGCCAGAAUGCGAUGGCUCAUCUCAAAAAACGGAAGCUGGAAGCAGAAUCUGUCAGCCCAAAUCCUAAGCAACCACAGCAGCCACAACAACAACAACAGCAGCAGCAACAACAGCAGCAGCAUUAUCAGCAACAGCAACCUUUGAUCAACAAGAAGGCUGUUCAAGCGAUUAUUCCGCAAGAAAUGGAGACAGCUGAUGCUGCUGCUAAACGAAGAAGAAAAAGCGUCCGCGACGAUGAAACGCGCAAAUCGCUCGACGCCAAUGACUCGAACAAGAACAUACCUCUGCCCCAAAAGAAACGAGCGUUCGCUGCUGGAAACUCGGGUAGCCCUGCGAGAAAGUCGAGUAAACACUCGGAGGAACCCGAGGACGAUGAGACUCUGAUCAGGGAAACCGAGGCUGCUCUGAAAAGCCUGUCGGGAAGUUGGCCCGGUCCGAGGGGCUCCUUGUAUCAACGGGGUAACUCGGACGAGGAUAAAUACGAGUCGAAUUUCGAGAACCUGUUCGAAGAGAAGAAGGACAACCCCAAGUUGUCGCCUUCUUCCAUGUCCACUUCCUCCACGACCAGCAACGACGCGGGUUGUUCCCUGAAAGACGUGAUAACGUUCCGCGGCCAGCAGGACAGGAGCAGCAGAUCUCAGCUGCAGCUGAAGCAACAAGACGCGACGAAGCAGCAGCAGCACGCGAGCAAAGUGAAGAAGGACUUGGACAGCUUGUUAAAAUCCGAAAGCGAGUGCGGUAUGAUUCAGAACCAAGUGAACAACGUGACCGUGACCGAGGCAGGUAAAAUCAGAGCAGUGCCGGUGAGGUCCUUGUCCAACAAGGACAGGAACGACAGGAGUAUGAUCGGUACUCACGUGGACGCUCAAGGUCGUCAGACGGACAAGUACUCCAGAUACGAUCCACCGGAUUUCAACGAGCUGGUCGACGACUCCUCCAACGAAUUGGAGAUAGACAUGUCCGACCCGUCAGCGGAGAAGGACGACGCUGACAGGGACAAGAUGAACGACAGGGACAGGGAUCGGACGUGUAGAAACGGUCAGUCGCCGCAAAAUCCCUCGAGGCACCAGCAGCACCAACAUCACCAACAAUUGUACGCCAACUAUCACAGACAGUUCACCGAGAAUGGCAUGAAGGUCUCGCCGACCGCCUCCACCGCCUCCUCUUCUUCACCCCCGUCGAAUUCUCCGUUCUCCGCAACGUCGGCGUUCAGACCACCCAACACGGACCACGCGAAAGCGACUGGCCGCGGUACACCGUCAGUGGCCUCGACGACGAUUCCACCUAUCGGCCCGUACCCAGCAUCCGCUACGUUUGUCGGCUACCCCACUGCUGGGCCAGGUCCGGCUAUGCCUACGCCGCAACCUGUUACCGGAAUCUCACCCGCGACCGAGGACAAGCACUCCGCGUCGGUGUCGUUGUUACAGUUGAAAUCGUCGAAGGAAGAGGUUCAUCACGUGACGAGGCACGAGGUGCCACCGAACACCGUGACAGGCAACAAGAGUCCCACCGGUGGCCUGCCAGCGGUCACCAGCCCUGACUCCUCCAAACAGUAUACGAUCCUUCAGCCAGCUGGUAUCGGCUCCAGGGCAGCCAGUGCGAUUCAGGACAUAGCCAGGGAUGGAGUGGUCAGUGUGACAGCUGUCAGUAGUUGUAGCACGACCAACGGUAGCACGACGAACGGCAUCAGUGGCAACAGUAACGGUGGAACGUGUGGCAGCAACGUAGCUAGCAAAACUACGAACAGCAACGGUAGUGGUAACGCGAGCGGCACUGCCAAUCCGGUCAGCAAUGGCAACGGGAACAAUGUGACGAACAGUAUAGCUAUCACGGCAGUUUCCACUACCACGACGACGUCCAGUCCCUCGACUGGUGCCGACGCGUCAUCCGGCACUGGCAAGGUUCAGCAAGACAGCGUGAUGAAAAUGCCGGAAAGGCCUGUUACCUUCGACGGCAAUAGACCAGGAAUGUCCAUGUCUCCGUCCAGUCUCAGCAGAGAGGGCAACAAGUGCCCGACCCCAGGCUGCACGGGGCAGGGUCACGUGACCGGACUCUACUCUCACCACCGCAGCCUAUCCGGUUGUCCACGGAAGGAUAAACUGACGCCAGAGAUUCUGGCGAUGCAUGAGACUAUUUUGAAAUGCCCGACGCCUGGUUGCAACGGCCGUGGCCAUGUCAGCUCGAAUCGGAACACGCACAGGAGCCUGUCCGGAUGUCCCAUUGCCGCGGCCAAUAAGCAGGCCGCACGCGAGGCACGACACAAGGCUCAAGUGUCCGGAAUUCCUCCAGAAUACAUCAGUACGAACCUGUUGCCACCGUCGAUGGAUAGCAAGAGCUACUCUCAGUACGGGUCCACGGCGCAGGACACUAAACCGGUGCUAAGCAGCCUGACCUACGACUACUACGCGACAACGAAGAGUACAGGGAUCAACGUGAAACCGCCGAAAACGCCAGAGGAGAACCCGACGUCUCGCACGAGCAAGGUAGUCCCGAAAACCGAGAGUAUGACACCGAGUGGCAGUUGCUGCAACAGCCUGCCUACCAGAGGUCAAAGCACGUCCGACUUGCUGGUACCUAAAACGGAAGAGACAGCGUCCUGCCGAGUGAAUUCACCGCCACCACCCCCGCCACCUACCGUGCGACCGACCUACGACUCGUACAUGAACCAAGACUCGAACUCGUCGUCGUUGUCCUCGAUGGACGCCAUGGGCUCCAGGGGAUCCAUCGGCGCGACGAUACAUCAUCCCAGCCAACACGCGACGCAUCACGUCCUGCCGAUGCAGCCCACGGUCGCUUAUCCCAUGCCGAUGGUGGAGGACACCAGGAUGAGCCACCAGAUGUCGCAGAGGUCUCCUUACGAGCCAUCGGCCAUGAUGGCCGCAGCGGCGGCGGCGGCUGCUGCGGCCACCACCAGCGAGGAACUCUAUCAUCACAGAUCGGCGGAGCACGCGAGGGCCUACAUGCAUCCCGGAACAAGCAACAUCGCGCGACCGGUUGUCACUUAUUCCAAUGACAUCGCCACCGCGAGAGGUUACGAGAACGCUGUAGCCAGCGCAGCUAAUCAUCGGCCGUACGACCCUGGCACCACGUCCGCUUACGAAAGAUACGACACCCAGAGUUGUGCACCUAUCCAGUCGCAGCAGCAGCAACAGCAGCAGCAGCAACAACAGCAGCAGCAGCAACAGCUACAUUCGAGGACGAAUAUGUAUUAUCUGGGACAGGCAGGAAUGACGCCUGAGGAGCAGGAACGGGUGUACCAUCAGGAGGCUGCGGCUGCCGCGCAGCAGCAUCAGAUGGCGAUGGCCGCUGCUACAGCUGCCGGCAUGAUGAAGACCGAGGAUGUGAAGUGCGUCACAGUGGCGCAGGUCCAGCAGAUGCAGAAACCCGGUGGUCCUCCAACCUCGCCAGGUGGCUCGGUAAUGGACCUGUCAACCUCCAGUGUCACGUCGACCAGCCCACAGGCGCCACCCUACGGUUCCAACAGCCUUAGUCCGCAAUAUGGCGGCGGUCAGACAGUGGGUGGCAGUCCUCAAGCUGCAGCCAGCCCGCACUUGACCGCGAGUCCUCAGGUUCCCAGCCCGCAGGGACAGACCCUCGAUCUCAGCGUGAACAGGCUUCACAGCGGCGCGCCAAGUCCCCAAUAUCCAACCGGCCACGGAGAAGCUGUGGCGGUUCCCGUUGGACCUGGUUUCCCGGCACCCAGACCAAUCGAGGAGCAAACCGAGCCCGUGGACUUCUCCACGGCGAACGAGCCGGUCAAUUUCAGCGGGGGUCCCGGAAUCAGGCCUGUGCCAGGUUUCCCGCCACCCGGUGUGCACGUCACGGCGUACAGUCGAGAAAGCACCCCCGACAGCGGGGGUUCCCACUACAUGGACGCUUACCGCGAUCCCACUGGUUACGGACCAAUGAGCCCGCACCCAGGCUACGGAAUGACAGGCGUUCAACCGGAAUAUCCUGGGAACACGUACACUCCUUACCCCACUGCAGGCUACAAUUGCGGUGGAACUUAUCCCGGAGGUCCCGUGACUUCCGGUUACCAAAUCCCGGCUGGCUAUACGCCGACACCCUGCUAUAGUAUGCCGCCCCCGCAGCACACAGUCGGACCUCUCGAUAAACCUACGGGUAAAGACGAUAGUAUGAAUAUGAGGCGGCACUCUUUGAAUUUCGCGCCUCGGCCCGCCCCUCGUGGUCGCGAUGGCAAGGAGCUGAUACAGUGCCCCACGUCGUCCUGUGAUGGCAUGGGUCAUGUCUCGGGAAACUACGCUACCCACAGAAGCCUGUCGGGUUGUCCGCGAGCCGAUCGUUCGCAGAUCCAGGCGCAUUCUCAAGAGCUCAAGUGUCCUACCCCAGGAUGCGACGGUUCGGGACACGUGACCGGCAACUAUUCGUCUCACAGAAGUUUAUCCGGCUGUCCGAGGGCUAACAAGCCGAAGAGCAAGCCUCGAGAUGGACAGGACUCGGAGCCACUGAGAUGUCCGAUUCCCGGUUGCGACGGGUCUGGCCAUGCCACUGGCAAAUUCUUGUCGCAUCGCAGCGCAUCGGGCUGCCCCAUUGCGAACAGGAACAAGGCGCGUGUACUAGAAUCCGGAGGUACGGUGGAGCAGCACAAAGCAGCGGUGGCCGCGGCGACAGCGAUGAAGUUCGAGGGUGUGAACUGUCCCACGCCCGGUUGCGACGGGAUGGGCCACGUAAACGGCUCGUUCUCGACUCACAGAUCCCUGUCCGGUUGUCCGAUAGCCGGACACGCGGUGAAGAAGCCAAAGUUCGAGGACAUGUCGAGCAUGUACAGCAAAGGAAUCACCGGAGUGGACACCAGUGGUCCGGCUCACGGGGGUGCGGUGGGUACGGGUCAGGGUAACACGAGUGGUAGCGGUACCGCCAGUGGCCAGAGCGAGGAUCUCUACACACUGGAGGCCGAAAUCACGGAGCUCCAGAGAGAGAACGCUCGGGUCGAAUCGCAGGUGCUGCGCUUGCGCUCCGAUAUCACCGCCAUGGAGAACCAGCUGAAGCAAGGUGAAAAGGAAUCAACGACGAUUACCCAGCGAAACAACAACCUGACCGAGUACUAUCAAUCGCUGCGCGAUAACAUGAUAACGCUGUUGGAGCACGUGCGAAUACCGAACGCCCCGGGCGGACCGCAGGAGAAAAUGGGCCACGAGAACUUCGACAGUUACCUGACGAAGCUGCAGACACUGUGCACCGCCGAUGGUUACUGCACGGACGAGGCGAACAGGCCGAUAUACGAGACGGUGAAGACCGCGCUGCAGGACUUCACCGUCCUACCGACACCCAUCUGAGACCAUCCUUAAAGCUCGGCGAUCGGAUACGACGCAACACGUUUCACGCGGUGACUUGGCUGUCUUUGCGACGACGAGGUAACCGUUCAGAGACACAGAGGUUCGCGUGGUUGCCCAUAAUGGACAGGCUGUUUGUGCGACGAACGUGAAUCGUGUGUCGGUAAAGGAAAGAACAGAGAGACCAUAAACGGAACGAGUAUGGUGUACCUCCGUGCUGACUGAGGGAGGAUCGAAAGGACUCUUUACGAAUUAUCGGGUGAUCUGCUCCUGUGUACCAAGAUGAGAAACAAGUGGACGGUGGAUCUUGGACACGUGGAGGACGAUUGUAUAGACUGUUAGUAAAUGUUAUAACAACGGUAUCUAAGGCAUCCUCUGAUAAUCGUUCAGUGUGAUCUCGCGGAACCGUGCGGACUGACGUUGCUCAUAGCGAUAUCUUUUGUAUAUAACGAACACGUAGGACGUAAGAGUACGGUAAGGCCGGGAGCGAGUGACGGUGAUUGUAAAUAAGCGGCAGAGAAAGCAUUUAUAUAUUAUUCGACGAAAACGUUAAUGUGGUUAUCACUCUUAAGACGUGUAAAGAAUAAGGUCGGCGAAGAAGAGGCGACACACCGGAGGACACAAGCGCGAACACGAAUGAUUAGCUUAGAUGUAUAUCGAACAAACGUAUCGCUCUUACCAGUGCAUAACUGUUACUACCCGUUAAGCCAUUAAACGUUUAAAAAGUACGAGAGUGUGGAACCGCUGCGAUGCUGCUUCUGCUAAAAUGAAAAAUGGAAAAAAAAAAAAGAAGAAAGAACCGACGGCUACUUAUAAAUUACUAUUGCGUACUUAUUACAGCUAGAUAUUAUUAUUACUACUAUCGUCACUGUUACAACCACCGAGAUCGUUUCUAGGACUAAUCCAAUCAUUAUUAUUAUUAUUGCUACCACUACUCUUACUACUGUCUGAUAUAGGAUAUAGCGACGAGUAUA